Paramecium tetraurelia is the source of this 375-nucleotide messenger RNA. RefSeq lists its product as uncharacterized. Lineage: Eukaryota; Ciliophora; Oligohymenophorea; Peniculida; Parameciidae. The transcript has a single exon. The record is from RefSeq and is a predicted model, not a curated record.
AUGGGUUAAUUACAUGAAACCCUAUUUUUCAUAUAUCUUAAGCAUCAAGUAAAUUUAGAAGUAGAAAGAUCAGAAUAAGCUGAAAUAGCUCAGGAAAAGCAGCUUUAAGGAAUGACUAUUAUUAUCAAAAAUCCCUAGCGAUACAUUCCUAGAAGGAUUAACAGGUAAAUUGCAAGAUAUCUCCAAAAUUCCUAUAUGAUAAGGUUGAUCAUCUUAUUGCUUAAGGUAUAAUAAGGAUCACAUAAAAAAGCCAAUUAUAUUAAAUAAACUAACAAUAAAGGAAAAGAUUAAAGAGAAUUAAAAAUAUACCAGAAAAUAUCAGAAAGCUAUUCUUAUUACAAAUAAAAAUGUGCAAUAGUCAUAAAGAGAAGAUGA